Molecule: messenger RNA, 1689 nt
Organism: Knipowitschia caucasica
Lineage: Eukaryota; Metazoa; Chordata; Actinopteri; Gobiiformes; Gobiidae
Source: the annotation of a GenBank genome assembly
AUGGUCAAGCAGUGCAAGGACCGCGACAGCUGGGGCGAAUGGGCCCUGAACGAGAAGCAGACGUACGACUGGGACUCGGAGGAGGAGGAGGGGGUGGGUAAGGCUCGGCCGGUGCAGGUCCUGCUGGUGAAGGACGACCACACGUUCGAGCUGGACGAGAGCGCUCUGUCUCGGAUCCUGCUGCACAAGGAAGUGCGCGACCGGGAGGUGGUGGCCGUGUCUGUGGCCGGAGCCUUCCGCAAGGGCAAAUCCUUCCUCAUGGACUUCAUGUUGCGAUACAUGUACCACCACGCUCGUGAGGACUGGCUGGGGGACCCUGGAGAGCCUCUGACGGGAUUCUCGUGGAGAGGAGGCUCCGAGCGAGAGACCACAGGGAUCCAGAUCUGGAGCGAGGUGUUUCUGGUCGACAAACCGGACGGCAGGAAGGUGGCGCUGUUGCUGAUGGACACUCAGGGCACGUUCGACAGUCAGUCCACGCUGCGAGACUCAGCCACGGUGUUCGCCCUCAGCACCAUGAUCAGCUCCAUGCAGGUUUACAACAUCUCACAGAACGUACAAGAGGACGACCUUCAACAUUUACAGCUCUUCACUGAAUACGGCCGACUGGCGAUGGAGGAAACAUUUCUCAAGCCGUUUCAGUCCAUGAUUUUCUUGGUACGAGACUGGAGCUUUCCGUACGAGUUUCCGUACGGACAAGAAGGAGGCAUGAAGUUCCUGGAGAAAAGACUCAAGAUCUCGGAGAACCAGCACGAGGAGCUGCAGAACGUCCGCAAACACAUCCACUCCUGCUUCACAAACAUCUCCUGUUUCCUGAUGCCGCAUCCAGGACUCAAAGUGGCCACAAACCCAAACUUUGACGGACGCAUCAAAGAAAUCGACGGCGAGUUCAUAAACAACCUGUGUGUGUUGGUGCCGUGGCUGCUGAGUCCAGAGAACAUCGACGUGAAGGAGAUAAACGGCAGUAAGAUCACAUGCAGGGGCCUCCUGGAGUACUUCAAGGCUUACAUCAAGAUCUACCAGGGAGAGGAGCUGCCACACCCCAAGUCCAUGCUCCAGGCCACAGCUGAAGCCAAUAAUUUAGCAGCCGUCGCCGCAGCCAAAGAUUUGUACAAUAAGAAAAUGGAGGAGGUUUGCGGCGGCGACCGUCCAUUCCUGGCGCCCUCCGAGCUUCAGUCUCGCCACUGCUCCAUCCGCGACGAGUCCCUGCAGCUGUUCCGCUCCGUGAAGAAGAUGGGCGGCGAGGAGUUCAGCCGCCGGUAUCUGAAGCAGCUGGAGACCGAGAUCGACGACGUCUUUGUGCAGUACAUCAAGCACAACGACUCCAAGAACAUUUUCCACGCCGCCCGCACCCCCGCCACUCUCUUCGUGGUCAUCUUCAUCAUGUACGUGGCGGCGGGCAUCACCGGGUUCGUGGGCGUGGACAUCGUGGCGAGUCUCUGCAACAUGAUCCUGGGCCUGGCUCUGAUCACGCUCUGCACCUGGGCGUACAUCAGGUACUCUGGGGAGUACCGCGAGCUCGGGGCUGUGAUCGAUCAAGUGGCUGGAGCUCUGUGGGACCAGGGAAACACAAAUGAGGCUCUGCAUAAGCUUUACAACGUAGCUGCCAGCCACCGGCACCUGUACCACCACGCCUUUCCAGGACACCACCCCGAGGAGGAGCGAGGGGAGAGGGACCGAAAGAGGGACUGA